Molecule: messenger RNA, 4422 nt
Organism: Triplophysa rosa
Lineage: Eukaryota; Metazoa; Chordata; Actinopteri; Cypriniformes; Nemacheilidae
Exons: 3
Coding region: 401-2818 (805 amino acids)
Biological process (GO): apoptotic DNA fragmentation
Cellular component (GO): nucleus; mitochondrial inner membrane
Molecular function (GO): RNA endonuclease activity; metal ion binding; nucleic acid binding
Source: RefSeq, a predicted model, not a curated record
UUGGUCUUUGUACAGUAGUUGCAGAAUGGACCAGUCGUAACCACUCGAGAAGGGUAAAACAGAACUGACAUAAAAUCAGAGCUGCGCAACUUGUUCUUCAUUUGAGUGCAGGAUGUCCAUGUCAGGAGGUGUAUAACAAGUCUGACCACUGAACUGUCAGCGCCACUGUAAGACACUUGGAAGUAAAGAAGAACCGAAGGAUGAGGAAUUAGUCCAGAAUUUGACUGUAUAUGUAAACUGAAAUCCUAACUUAAUCAAAGCUGAAAAAGCCAUUGAAAAGAAAUAUGGGAUCUAGAAACUGAAUAUGGCUUAUGGCUAGAUGAUUAUAUUGAACCAGAUUGGAGGAAAACACAAAUAAUACAAGUCUACUAACAAAGAAAAAAACCUGAACUCCUCAAUAAUGUUGCAAAUCCAGCAAAGAAAGGAGGAGUCAGUGUUUGAUGCGUGUACAAUGACAGAAAGACAAGAUUUAAAUACAUCAGAGUUGUAUGAUUUUCUGGAAGAAAUUACAUCAGUAAAUACAUCUGAACUGACAACUGAAUUCCAUUCACCUUUUGAGACAAGAGACAAAGUAUAUAAAGCAAAACAAACUGAUAAUGGUGACAGAACCACUCUCAAGAAAGGAGGAACAGCCCCACCUGAAAUCACUCUGAAGGAAUUAGUACAAAAGCUGUCUUUAUAUGUAAAACAAAAGCCUGACCUAAAAAAAGUGACAAAUGCCAUUGAAAGAAAAUAUAGGAUCCAGACACUGGAAAAUGAUUUAUGGCCAGUUGAUGACAUUAAGCGGGCUUGGGGGAAAACACAAAGAAUACAUGAAAAUCAGAAAGGAGCAUGGACAUUUGUGAUAAUGUAUCAAGUGAUGAAGACAUAUGAAAGAGAAGUGUCUCAACUCCUUGAUAAACUGGUAUGGUACAAGAAAAUAAUAAGCAGGACAAACACGUCUCGUGUAAGUUCCCUAGAUCAGUGUGAUAUAGGAUCGGCAAGUCAACAAUCAUCAUCCACAGAAAACAGUGAGAAAAGCCAACCACAGGGCGACAUCUCAGAGUCACACGAUAAUACGGAAGAAAUAGUAAAUGCUCCAGCUUGCUUGAGAAAAAAUGACAAUGAUGGAAAAAGUAAUGGAAGUCAUGUAAUGGAAAAAAUGACGGAGGUCAAAAAAACACAUCAGCCAGAGCAAGUUGCAGUAAAUACAUCUGGAGUGACAUCUGAACUUCCUUUGCCUUCUGAGACAAGAGACAAGAUGCUUAAAGCAAAACAAACUGUUCAUGUUGAGAGAACCACUCUUCAGGAUUUGCAAUCACAUGCUACAAUAAAGUCUGACCCAAUCAAACUUAAAAAAGCCAUUGAAAAGAAAUAUGAAAUACAAAAACAGAAAAAUGACUUGUGGCCAUUUAAUGACAUUAAACAAGCUUGGAGAAAAACACAGAGAAUGCAUGGCUACUCAAAAAGAAGAAAAAUCCAGGCUCUUGCGGUGACAUUGCAAAUCCUGCAAAGUAAAGAGGUGUCAAUGUAUGAUACGAGUACAAUGACAGAAACACAGUGUAAUCUCAAACAAGAUUUAACUACAUCAACGUCAGAUGACUUUAAUAAAAAAUAUAUAUAUAAGCCAGAGCAAUAUGCACCAAAUACAUCUGAAGUGACACCUGAACUCUCUUUAGCAAAGAAAGUGAAAUCAGUGAAAAGAAGCCUCUCUCCUGUACAACAGAAACUGAUAGGUAUAUUCAAAAGGAAACUUAAAAAUCUAAAAUACCAAGGCGGAAUGAAGAAAACAAUUCUGGCACUAUUCCUCAAACAUAUCAAAUACGAACCUUCUCAAACAACCUAUAUACGAAUCCCACUUUCAAUUAUGACAGAGGAAUUAAAUGUGGGAAGAAAUGUGGGGUCACAUGCAUAUCCAGAUGCUAAUAUAGAGAAUGUGGGGUACAAAUUAAUAGAUGAAGUUCCCUCUUUUGCAAAUACAAUGAAGAAAACAUCUUAUGUUGUCAAGUAUGACCAUCGAACCAGGAAUGCUGCAUGGGUGUUUGAGAUAUUGAAUAAAGAAACUCUAAUAAAGGCUUCUCGUAGACCAAACAGGUUUAAACUAGAUGACUCAAUCCAUGAAUAUUUUAGAGGGUCUAAAAAAAUGAAUGAAGAACUUCAAAGAGGUCAUUUGGCCGCUGCCGCCAACCACAAUUGGAGUCAAAAAGCUAUGGAUGAUACAUUCCUCUUCAGCAACAUGUCACCACAGCAUGGAUCUCUAAACACGAAGUACUGGUGUUACUUGGAGGAUUACUGUCGAAAAUACAUUACAGAUGAAAUCUGUACUAAUGUCUAUGUGUACACUGGUCCACUCUACUGUCCUGAUGAAGGAAAAGAUGAAUUCCAGUAUAAAAUCGUAGGACAACUGGAAAACAAAGAUUUUAAAGCUAAGCCAACACAUUUCUUCAAGGUGAUAAUUCUAGAAUAUACAAAUGGAAAACGCGAGCUGGAAUGUUAUAUGAUGCCCAAUGAAAACAUAGAUAAUAAAAAGAGUGAAAAUGAAAAACGCCUGCAGAAAGAAUAUAUCAUGUGCAUGAAGGAAGUUUGUGGACUACAAGAACCAAUUUUCUCCGAGGAAGACCCGGAUAAACUUGCUAAAUUAUGGAAUCUGUAUGGGGAAAAACUGUUUCUCUACAAGAAAAACCUUGAGGACAUAGAAAGAGCCUCUGGACUGCUGUUCAGAGAAGAGAGUCUCAGUCAGGAUUACGAGGAACAAAGAGUAGAGGUGAACUGGAGCGCAGUACAGGAAGAUAAACAUGCAAGUGCCAACGUUACAAUAUAUAGGCCCACUCAGUCAUAAUUUUAUGAAAAAAUGAGAUAAUAGACUGAUAAUGCAGAAUGGGGUAGUCACAGGAAUAAUGGUCUUUCUGGAGUCUACUUUUGUGGUAAAGUAACAAUACAGAAGUAUCAUGUAACUCUAACCAACCUAGCUGCAAAAGUUUAAUUUACUCAAUGUACAGCAUGUUAUCACAUGUAUUAUACACCUCUCUGGAAUACCUGAAUACCUCUGGAUACCUGACACCCCAAUACGUGUCAUCAUUGCAAAAUUAUAGUCCAAAAUAUAAUUUCAAGAUGGAGGUACACAAAAACUUCUGCUUCCGGUAGAGGCGCUAAUUCCUCUAAUGACAAAUGCUAUUGUUUAUGCCUGUUUAACAGAUUUAUGUAGACUUGCAUUUAUUCGACUGUGUAUCUUUUAAAGAAAAUAGGAAAAGUUUACUUACUGUAGCCUGUGAUUGUUGUACUAGAGAUCAUGUGUAAAUUCUUCUGACUAAGAGCAGGAACUGAACAGUAUAUAGUUCAUAUAGCCUACUGUAUAGAACUGCAUCUGUAUUUACAUAUAUAUAACUGUACUGAUAGCAUUUACUGACUCUGUUUUGAUGAGAACUUGUUUUGUAUGCAUGUAUUUAAAAACAUAUUUUAUGUGCUUGUAUCUAGUAUCGGACUACAGUUGAAAAUUAGCCAGUAUUGGCUAAAUCUCGCACAUUUUACAUAUUGAAUGUGUUAAUUUAUUUUGUUGUUUUGUUGGUAACAGGUAACACUUUUAACACUUUCCUAACAGUAAAUAAAGAAUAAUAAAAAGCUGGUAAGGGUCUGAUAAAGUGUGAAACGUAACAUCAGGUCAAAUAAAACACAUUUACAACUUUACAUAAAAUUAAGCAGCCAAAAUAACGCAGCUCACUCCACCAAAGAGGAACCGUGAUUGGUAAAUGGUUUUGAGAAAUAUUUGGUGUUAUAUUGUGAGGGAACAAUCAGGCUUAACUCAUUUGGUGAUCACAUAAACUAUACGCAAAGCCAUCAUUUCUGGGACAUAAUCCGUAAAAUUUAGUAAAAUCACAGGCUUCACUUAUCCCGUGCGAAUAGGCCUCAUUUACAUUUACAUUUACGCAUUUGGCAGACGCUUUUAUCCAAAGCGACUUACAUUGCUUUAUCCUAUACAUUUAUACAUAGGUAUGUGCAAUCCCUGGGAUCGAACCCACAACCUUGCGUUGUUAACGCAAUGCUCUUACCACUGAGCUACAGGAAAGACUAGGACUUGCAUGCAAUGCAAAUACUUGCAUUGCAAUACAAAUGAAAUGCAUGCAAAUAAAAUACUUUAAAAAGCAUCUGUAUACUAGGCUUUCUUUGCUUAUAAUUUAUUGAAAUCUUCAUAAGUUCAUGCUCUAUACUUGAGAAAACAUAUGUAAUUGAACAUGAACCCUAGGGUUAUUUUCUCAGUUUCAAGAACCUUUUAUGCAAAAAAAGGUUCUAUUCCAUUUACAUUAUUCUGCCAUAAAUGUAAUUAGCUUUUAUUGGUUGGUUUAACAUUGCUUUGUUAAAUUGCUUGAUUGCAAAAUAGUGUUUGCCUUUAGUAUACUGCAAUAUCAUACUUGCUUAUUGUUAUAGCAAGUAAUUAUAACAAGUAAC